AUGUAUUGGCAAGAAUGGGAACUAUUUGUGGCAUUUCAUGUGGCAUUUCACACCAACCUGAUGAUCAAAUGUGGAAAACAAACAGCUUAUCUGAAGGACUUGUAUUGUGGUGCCCAUGGGACUCAAGCUACAUUAGAUCUUGAAGUGAAUCUGAAGGAUCUUUCUGUCUAUCUAGCUCAAGAGCAGUUCCCAUGUUCGAUUUUGACAGAUAAAUUCAACAGUGAGACUAUCAACUGGGAGAAUGGUGAGAAUUUGAUUGUCAAUGGCUCAUCUGCCAAGUGGGGGGAUGUGUUCGUUGUUAGGACAAUCACCCUGAACCAGCCCACUGUCAUCACUCCUGGACUCGAAAAACAACUCCAUAUCUUUCAAUGCAAGUAUGACUACCUCUCAGAAGAAUUCACAAGUGAAGAUCUCGCCAACGAAGAGAUUAAAAACUUGGAGAAUUCAAUAGCUACUCAAGGGGACCUUCGCCAUAAGCUUGCUGAGCACUGUCAUAUAACAAUUCUUUUCACAACCCAGCCAUUCACCCCUGGCAUCUCUCGUGAUUCCUCCCUUGUAAUUGCAAUGGACAAUUUCGAAAAGUAUUUCAGUCCAGUAUUUACUUCGCGUGCUGUGUUUUUCUCAACUAAAGAUGUCAAUCCCAACUUCUCAGAGCUGAAAAGAAUGGAGAAAUAUAUCCCAGGAGUCAGCGAAGUUACCUCCAAAGAAGUUGUAGAAAAUCAGCCAUACAUCAGCAAGGAUGACUUCUACGAAAAGCAUAGUCAGGCCAAACGAGGCAUGGAAGAUUACAAGCAAAAACACCCUGGAAAGAAGCGCAAGCUCAGCUUUUACCCGUUUGAUGCAUUAUAA
Paraglomus occultum is the source of this 849-nucleotide messenger RNA. Lineage: Eukaryota; Fungi; Glomeromycota; Glomeromycetes; Paraglomerales; Paraglomeraceae. The record is from the annotation of a GenBank genome assembly.